Molecule: messenger RNA, 1560 nt
Organism: Trifolium pratense (red clover)
Lineage: Eukaryota; Viridiplantae; Streptophyta; Magnoliopsida; Fabales; Fabaceae
Product: Werner Syndrome-like exonuclease
Exons: 6
Coding region: 342-1367 (341 amino acids)
Biological process (GO): nucleobase-containing compound metabolic process
Molecular function (GO): 3'-5' exonuclease activity; nucleic acid binding
Source: RefSeq, a predicted model, not a curated record
UUACCCUAAAAAAAAAAAACCAUUUUCCAACUUUUCUUUUAAACAAAACACGACACUGCGAUUCUAAUCUUUCUCUUCCAGUACGUGGUUAACAUAACGAACCUCCGAGAUCCGAUCCCAAUCGUUUCAUCACCAUGUCUAGCUCUGCAAUCAUUGCGGCGCAUUCUAGCUCUUGGGCUGCAGCACUCGUGUAACAAAAGUUUAUACUUUUAGCUUUAUUUUUUUAUUUUUCGUUUAUACUUUAGCUUUAUUUUUUAUUUUUCCUUAUACUAUAUAAAUAAAUAAAUAUAAAAGCCUCACAAAUUGAUUUAUCAUUUUCCCUCCCUCCGAAUAAUUGUUCGAUGGAUCGUUCAUGGGAGGAAGGAAAAAGGGAGGAGGAGAUUGGUUUCAGGCGACUCGCCUCGUUCGUGUGCGAAUUUGAGCCUUUAUCUCAGGAAGAUCUUCAAGCCAUUGACGCCACUCUUCAAUCUUCUCUCCCCAAAUCCACCACCACCACCACCAACACCACCACCAACAACAACAACAAACGUCCAUUCUCCUCUCACUCUCCCACUCGCCACCGCAGCCGCCGCCACUUGCCAACAUCUCUCAUCGCUCUUCAACUCCCACGUUCUCUCUCUUUCUCACCUUCUCCAGGCCAUUCAAAGAUGCGGUUGCCUGUAAUGAAGUUUUGUGGGAAAAUUUUGUAUAGUAGGACUUUUAAUGAUGUUGAGAAGGCUGUAACAAAGUUCAUAAAAAAUAUUGAAGAAAAGAAAAGAGAGAUGAUGCAAAUUGCAAUUGGGUUUGACAUUGAGUGGAAACCCACCUUCAGAAGAGGUGUUCCACCUGGGAAAGCAGCAGUGAUGCAGAUAUGUUGUGACACUAAUCAUUGUCAUGUUCUUCAUCUAAUUCAUUCUGGAAUCCCUCAAAAUCUACAGCUUUUACUUGAAGAUCCCACAGUUUUGAAGGUUGGAGCUGGGAUUGCCGGUGAUGCUACAAAGGUUUCUAGAGAUUAUGGCAUAUCCAUUAAAGGUGUGGAAGAUCUUUCUUUUCAUGCUAAUCAAAAGAUAGGCGGGGGUCUGCAUAAGUGGGGUCUUGCAUCUUUGACCGAAAAACUUUUAUCAAAACAGCUUAUGAAGCCCAGCAAAAUAAGAAUGGGGAAUUGGGAGACUCCUUUUUUGUCAAAGGAACAACUAGACUAUGCUGCCACGGAUGCUUUUGCUUCUUGGUUUCUCUAUCAGGUACUACGGAAUUCUUUGAUGGUCAAGAUAAGACUAUUAAAGAUCUUCCAGAUGUGCAGGAUGUUACCGACAAAGGUAGUGAAGUUGACGUUGUGCCGCAACAAUGACCAUAUCUCAUGUCUGUGUAACAUAAUCCAUUUCUUGUAAAUUACAUUUAGUUAUUUAUUAUUAUUUGUAUUAAAUUUAAAUGUCUGUUGUAACUUUAUGUCCCCGUUAUGGCUGGUAUUUUUAAUUUAAUUGAUAGUGGAUAUUUCAUUCACUAAGGCAAAGAAAAUCAAACAAAAUGCCAUUUUUUUUUACGCAAUGACAAUUUUUUUUCUUAAGAAAUACUUGACGUUCA